Messenger RNA from Drosophila ananassae, 1526 nucleotides. RefSeq lists its product as uncharacterized. The record is from RefSeq and is a predicted model, not a curated record. The coding region runs from base 141 to 1124 and encodes 327 amino acids. The transcript has a single exon. Lineage: Eukaryota; Metazoa; Arthropoda; Insecta; Diptera; Drosophilidae.
AGGAUUCCAAAGCUCUAUCUUUCUAAGAUCUAAACAUAGUAAAAAAGUAAAACCUCUCAAAAUAUCAAGUCAAAAUUUCCAGAUAAUAAUUAUUCAUUUCUUUUGGAUCAAAAUUGCAGUGAACCAGAAAAGCAGUCCAAAUGUUACCCAACAUAGAGAGGCAGGACUUAAAGUGUGCGGGUGAUUGCAGGGAAGCCGGAACUUUGAGGGCGAACAGGGAGAUCCUGUGGCGAAAUAGAGAGGUACCUGAUGUUAGAGCACCUCCGCCCACCAGUUCCAGUUCCAUAGAAAAAUCCGUGAAUGAUGAAAGGGCAGGAGAGGUUUUAACUUCGAUGAAAUCGUUUGAUCGGUUGAGGCAAAAGUUGCGCACAAGUUUCUAUCAAGACGGUAGGCGGAGAAAGAAAUGCAGCCAACUGAAACCACCUUCAAAGUCGACUGCAACACCUGCAGCAACACCUACAGCACCACAACCAUGCCCUUUGACUUCCACUACAAAAUCGAGUGAAGAAACUACGAGAACGACGUCCAGCCAGAAGAGCUCUACAAGAACACACCGCCAGGAGAUACAUCCUGGCAUUAAGAAGUCACACAGCCAGGAGACACAUCCUGGCAUUGAAAAGACACACAGCCAGGAGGUGGCCAAACUAAAGGAGCAGAUCGACCUUAUAAAAGAUGGCAUUCAUUCCUUACAGACCUGGAUACCAAUUUUGGAUGACCAGCACAGGCUUCUAGUAGAUGAGAAUAGGCAUCUUGACCGAGAGUCGUUCACCUCCGUUAACAAUACCCCAAAGGAGCUAAUCUCUGAGUGGGAUAUGCAGGAUGAUGAUCUCCCCGCAGCCUUACAGGAUCUCGAGCACAACAAGUGGGACUUUCGACGCAAUUACAGCAGGGAUCAUUACUGUGGCCUGCACGUGCACUUGGCCAAUAUGCUUCUAGUUCCAAAGUCAGAGACUUCCUUUCAUCUAAAUCAGCUGAGGAACUUAAAGACAUCCUUGCGUUUUAGCUUGGGGCAGUGGCGCCCAGAAUUUACUUCGGAAAAUAGGUCAAAGGACUUAGCAGCGGCUGAAUACUUAAAGCGAUCUCGGAAUCCAUCAAAACACUCCAAGAAUGUGCGUCGUCAGUGAAAGUGAGAGAUUUUCUUUAUUGAGAAAUUGUGCCUGUCAUGUGCUGCUGCGGCGACCCAAAAGAUCGUCGGAUCGGGGCUCGGAAUCUGAAAGAGAUUUGGGGUUUGUCGGAAAAGCUUUUAGCUGGGACAUCUUGUCUACGCGGAUAGGGCCAAACUAUGCUAAGCUAAAACAAAAGCCAUGUUUCUUCCAAACCACACACUUUUCCUCCCAAAGAGCUAUUAAUCGAAGUGCGACUGGCGGUUGUCAUGUGUGAGCUUUCUAUUGUGGCAUCUCCCUGGAAAGGUUAACCUCACCAGGUUCUUCACCAUCUUGGCUUUUACUUCUUUUUCGAAAGAGUGAUAUUUUUACUUUUGUAUGUGUUUGGAAAUAAAACUGAGUUCUAUUAUUUCUCGCAGUGAA